AUGAAUAGCACACCAUUCCCAUAUGCGCGACAUAUCGACUUUGAUGAUUGUUUCUACAACAUAUAUUGUUUUUCUGUUUUUACAGAUGUCAUCCAAGUAUGGGCACAGAUUCUAAUGAGCGCCAUCAUUCAGGUUCGAGUAAGUACUUUUAAACUAUUAUUGACGAUAGUGUGUCUGUGUGGUAGUUGGUGAUGUGGCAGUGGCAAAGUGUAUAUAAUAUAGCCAAGACCUUGGCUGUCCAAAUUAAGGAUUUGACUUUCAUUAUGACAUGUAUAUUCACGUAGAGGUCAGUGGCGUAGGUAGGUUUGCAGGGUCAAUGGCAUGCUCCCCCGAAUCUUUAAAAUCCAGGAUCUCUAGAAUGCUAUUUUCUACAUAGUUCCGAAACAGCCAUUUAAGAAAUAGGACGCUAACAUUUACACAGGACGAAAAUAUGAAAAUGUUAUGCAAUUGUACUGGUCUGAAUUUUGCCAAAUAUGGGGGGGGAGAGAAGGGCGAGCAACAACUUUUCACGGGAGACAACCUCCCAGCUCCCUUCUGGCUAAGAAGCGUCGAAUCUCUUCAGGUGGUGCUAUUACACUUGCUCCCCUGGCAAUAGUUUGUGUGAAUCGUGAUUACUAAGGGAAAUCACGAAUGAAUGACAUCCAAUUUAUAGUAAGAACUUGUAUGAUAGGUUCACAUCUCGUAUAAGCGUUCUUCUAGUUCUAGUGUUAACCAGAGCGGGAAGAAAUCGAAAUUGACACCAUGUUUUCAUGCGAGACUCAGAAAUAGUUGCGGAAUGACCACACAAAGCAGUCUGAGAAAUUUUUAACCCAGUGUAGCAGCGAUAAGAGGCGACACUAUGAGUAUGAACGAGAUAUAAACAGUCCCAGGCCAUUGCGUUUAAAAUUGGUCUAUCAAGGAGAGCGAAAUCUCUUAGGGCCUUCACAGACUAGGAAUUCCAUCGUCCUUGGCCUAACAACAAGUGUGUGGAACGUCACACAUGCGUGUAAUUAUAUACAACAUGAUCACACCCACUCAACCAAUCAGAAUCCAGUAUUCGUAUGCUCUAUAUCCCACAAACUGUCUCCUAGCGAGUCUAGAUAGAUAGAUAGAUAUUUUAGAUAGAUAUUUUAUUAAAAUAGAUCAUUGCAGCCCCGAAAGCUGAAUUACGAUCAUUUUUACAAUACUGAUUCUAGCAAACUAUCAUAUAAACUUUAAAAUUUAACUUAUUAGUUCUGUUCGGUAUUUUUAUAAAAACUCUAAAAUAUUAAUAUUAAGACUACUAAUGUACAUUAGUUCAACUUCUAAGAAUAGUCGAAUCUAUUGUUAUUAUUUACGUUAAUAAUAAUUAUAAGAAUUAUUCAUUAUAAAACUAUUCUUCAAUCUGUUUGUUUUGACAAUUGGUAAUUGGAAGAAACGUUUUCGCCUAGUACCAAUAUUACUAUUGUUUCUGGGUGGUAACAGAUUAUGUAGUUUAUGAUUUUCGUUCCAUAUAACUCAUAUAUAUAGAUAAAAACAUAAAAUAAAAAAAUACUUCCCAAAAAUGUGAAGUUUCAUUUUCGUUCUAUAUAACUCAUAUAUAGUUAUUUAGUUCUAUAUAACUCAUAUAUAUAGAAAUUAUUCAGUUCGUGUAUGUAAAAGGUAAAAUGGCUUGGUAAAAUUAUUACACUAUCUGAAAGAGUAGGCCAUAUUUCAAGCUCUUCUGUCACUGAUUUAAGGUACCGUUUGUGCUCAAGUACAGGUAGCUGUUGAGCGAAAAACAACAAUAUCAACAAGAUUGUACAGUACUUCGUUAUGUACUUGAGUACUAUUUUUGAGAAGUUAGCAUGUAACAAAGUAAACUUUUUCUGGGGUACUUUUAAUUGGAACGAAGUCGUUUUAAGAAGUAACGUUUUACUUCGUUAUUUUCAUUUUGUGGCGAAGUAUUUCGUUACUUUCUCACAUUUGUUUAAUUUUACGUGAUUUAUUCCCGAUUUAUUUUAAUUUUGGGAUAGGUAAUAGGACCUCUAGAUGCGUCUGGGAUUUCUCGUUUGUGGCUUACUUAACUUCAAUGGGGUCUGGAAAGUAGAUCAUGGCGUGAAAUAUUGUAUAUUAUGGUGCGCACGCAUAUAAUGCGUGUGCUGUUUUGUGUCUUUUAAUAAUUUUGUAUGUCAAUCCAUUGGAGAAGUCCCCCCCCCCCCUACACGCUAUAGACAAUAGUACUUUUACUUUGUACUUCAAGUAUUUUUUAAGGAUACUUUGUACUUUUUACUUAAGUACGUUUUGCCUCCAGUACUUUUUACUUAAUUACUUCUACUUUUACUCGAGUACAAAUUCAAAGUAAUUUAGGCACCACUGGACACCAUAUACUAUCGUAAAAAAUUGUGUAUAUAUGCGCAGACUGAAUAAUAGGUAAAAUGGGGAAGUAUACCUUUGGACAGAUAUGAUAUCGCAUAUAGGUCAUGACUAUUAAUUAUUUAUUUCUACAGAAAGAAGAUGAAACUAAUGUAACUCAAGAUCCUGGUGGUGAUAUGUUUGAACCUGAUAAGAAGGUAUUGUUACAAUUAAGUUUGAACCUGAUAAAAAAGUUAUUGUUACAUUUACUCUGGUCCCACUGUUCAGGAAGAUGGGAUUUUCGUCGUUGUUGUUUUAAUAAUUACAUACCACUAUACAAGUAGUUCCCAGGCUCUUUGCAUAGAGGAAAGAACCUGGGAACAGGUUGCUUAGAGUGCCUAUCUCCGAAAUUGUGUAUACUAUAUUCGGUUACGAAAAUGACCAAAAGCAACAUUUUUCUAUGCAAGUGUAGCUUUGUUCUCCAGUGUGGGACAAUAGUGAGUCCGUUCAGUUUUUUCCAGGAAUUUGUCAAAAGUAUUUAGCAAUGUAGUCUUUUUACCUUAGAAUGGAUUAGUUCUAAAAUUAUUGAAUUAUGGUUAAGUGUUGCGGUUUUGAAUUAUAUCUUUGCUUUUAGGGUUACCUAAAGAAGCAGGGAAACAAUGUUGUUAUUGAUUGGAAAAAGAGGUCUGUACAAGCAGGUUCAUGAAAAAUAGCAUCAGAUUUAAUUCGCAUCAACCUGUUAUCAUUAUCUAGUGUAAACACUGAACAGUGAAUGUUUUGAAGGUAGCGAAUUUAUGUAAAUACAUGUAAUCAUCGAAAGAGUUCAACAAACAAAAUUUCUCGGAAUAACUCUUCACCAGAAUUUGUCAUGGACCGCACAUAUUAACGCCAUCAACUCUAAAGUAUCGAAAACAAUAGGAAUACUUUAUAAAGCUAGACAGUACCUUGCGAUAUCGACCCUUCGCUUGCUAUACAACUCUCUCAUCUUGCCCUAUUUACAAUAUUGUACUAUUGUAUGGGCAUCAACUUAUAAGACUCAUCUAAACCGUUUAUUUCUUUAUCAAAAACGGGCUGUUCAUAUUAUCUCUCAUUCAUGCACCACCUCUAGCGCAUUCUCGUCCUUUAUUUAAUCAAAUGAAAAUAUUAAAUAUAUUUGAAAUAUUUAGUUUCAAGUAAGUUGCUUCAUCUUUCAACAUAAUAACAACCUCUUGCCACAACCUAUUGCUUCACUUUUUACUGUAAACAGUGAAAUGCAUCAUCACAAUACUAGACAAAAACAUAAUUUCCAUUUCACAUUUAAUAAAUUAUCAUUUUCAAUCAGAUCCCAAGGUCCAAAAAUUUGGAACGCAAUUCCGUAUACUCUUCGUAAUUCGCUAAAAUAUUUUAAUUAUAAGCGUAUUUUGAAGGAUUACUACUUGUCUCAAGCUUAUUAACUGUAUUAACCAACAACUGAUAUUCUUUGUUGUUUUAUUGUCAUUUGGCACUUUGAUAUUUUCUACCCAGUGUUUCGUAUUUAAUAAUUGUUCACUUCCCUUCUAAUUAUUACUAUAACUGUAAUCAUGUAAUCAGGAAAUUUGGCUGUCCAUCUAUAUAGCCAUAUAAGCCUUUGCCUAACGUGUAAUUUAAUUAUUCAUGAAUAAAGAUCAUUAUUAUUAUUAUUAUUAUAAUGUUAUCCCAAAGUGCACCUAACCUCAAUUCUUUUUAUCAUUUCAUUCUUAAGAACUUCUGAAAUGAUAUAGUAACUUAUUUUGAAGAUUUUCGUUUGCUCACUUUGUUUCUGAGAUAUUUCAGUUUGUUUGGUAUGCAAAUAUCUGGAAUUUACGUCACAAAUGCAUAAUGACUUAAAGUAAAAGCUUGUACAUGUAUAUCGUAUUCAUUAAAAUAAAGUUUGGAGUUGUGGGAGCCUUUUUAUUUCAUGAUAUUUAACUGUACCUUACAUUCUUUGAUCAGUCAUUAUUCAUAUGUGACGUAAAUUCCGGACAUUUGCAUGGAGACAAAGUGUGCAAACGAAAAUCUCAGUCAAAAUAAGUUCAUUUCAAAUAUCAAAUAUCAUUUUAAAUAUCAUUUCAGGCUCUUAGGAAUGAGAUGUUAGAAGAAUCGAGGUUAGGUGCACUUUAAAGAAGGAUGAACCAUAUAUUCACGAGUGAUUUUCCGGGCUGGAAACAUAUUCUUACGAUGAAAAUAAGAGCCCAUAGAAAAGUCAUUCAUGGCUCUAUUUAAAGUAUUAUAUUGGGUUCUUAUGUGCUAACCAUAUUAUGUGCUAAGCUUCGAAGCAGUGCCUUCCUCAAAUGACUGGUUCCAUAACACCUUGAAUAUAUGAAACUACCUCAUAUAACCCUUCAGGAUUCAGCUACAAGGUUAUUUCGGUUCAUAGGGAAUAAGGGCGGGACAGCUAUAAUCAAAUGAACAUGUUGAAUUAUUUCAAAAUUAUGUAGGUACGUCGCGGUGAAAGAUGGAAUGUUGGCAUAUUACCACAACUCCGAGGUUGGUAUACAUGCAACCUGGUUCGUAUAGUAUAGGAAUUGAAUAGGAUAAACAUGCAGUUCAAAUAUCGAGAUUAAAACAUACGAACUUGCUGUAAGAUGAUCAGUAUUCUGUUAUAAAAUGCACGUUAUUACUGGUUGUAUAAUUUUUUUUCUUCAAUUAAUCUUGCCCAAGUUUAUAUAAUGUAAUGAAGUACAUUGUAAACAGUUAAAGAAUAUUAUGCAUGCAAAUACAGUUCAUCGUUAUGUAGGAAUUCCCACUUUUAUGGAAACAAAAUCCAUCCAAACAAAUAUGGCCUACAGCAUUUGCGCAAAAGACUUGCAAGAUUAUAUUCGUAUAUGAUCAAGCAUCUAUAUAUAGUGAUAAUUAUUUUUAUUAAUAAUAUUAUAUAUUUAUUAAUUAAACUAUUAAUUUUAAUUUCUCGGUUAGGACUUCAUAGUUGCUAGUCCGAUCAAUACGAUUCAGAUGAAUAUUGCUUCUGUCAGAGUGGAUCCCAAAUCUCCAACUCGUUUUCAACUUGUCACGCCGCACAGGACGUACCUGUAAGUCCUGUGUAUUUGUUCUUACCAUUGGAUAAACAUGCACAUGUAGUCUGUAUAGUUUCCACCAUAUUCAGGAAGGUGAACACAACAUUUCUAAAGUCCGAUUGCUGAACUAAGGUAUUUUGGCUCAUCCAUUUGCUUUGGCCUAUACAGUUUGGAAGUGUAAGCAAAUUUUGAUGUGACGUAGCCGUAUAGGCCUGACUAGCUUGGCCUGCAGAAAAACUGGAUGCACUACGAUCGUUCGUUAGCUUAGGCUACUGUACUAUAGCAAGAGAUUCUCAGGAGCUGUAUCUCAAAGUGGACAUUUUAAAUACAAAAUGGUGGAAUAAUUUCUCGAAAAUUAUUUUAGGCCGAUCUCCUAUUAUAUAUUUUAUGCUCAUUAUUCUAACUUUGUUUUCUUUCCCAAGAUUUCAGUGCGAGGAUGAGGAAGAGCUACAUUCUUGGAUUGCUGCUCUGGAGAAAGCCAUACAAAUGGCACUUAGUGACAGAACGGUAAUGUCUCAAUAAUGUCCAACCGUG
Messenger RNA from Paramuricea clavata, 5837 nucleotides. NCBI's taxonomy places the organism in Eukaryota, Metazoa, Cnidaria, Anthozoa, Malacalcyonacea, Plexauridae. The record is from the annotation of a GenBank genome assembly.